This is a messenger RNA of Cadophora gregata, 1914 nucleotides long. RefSeq lists its product as uncharacterized. The transcript is spliced from 6 exons. Gene Ontology annotation, biological process: single strand break repair; double-strand break repair. Gene Ontology annotation, molecular function: double-stranded DNA binding; 3'-tyrosyl-DNA phosphodiesterase activity; single-stranded DNA binding. Lineage: Eukaryota; Fungi; Ascomycota; Leotiomycetes; Helotiales; Ploettnerulaceae. Gene Ontology annotation, cellular component: nucleus. Bases 1 to 1914 code for a protein of 637 amino acids. The record is from RefSeq and is a predicted model, not a curated record.
AUGGAUGACGAAUUAGAGCAAGCACUCGCGGCAUCUCGCGCUGAGGCAGAACAGCUCGAAGAGGACCGCGAGCUCCAAGAAGCAAUCAGGUUAUCCAAGAUGGAUGACUCUUCGACGCAAUCGGGCUCACAUACGCCAUCUCCAGAGCCAGCUGACGAAGAUCCUGAUCUCAAAGAAGCCAUUAGGUUAUCGAUGAUGGACGAUGCUUCGACAGCUUCUGGUUCUCCGUCACCGUCUCCUGAGCCUGAGAAGAGGAAAGGAGGCUUGAAGCGCAAAGCUGAAGAUGAUCUCGGACCUCAGAGCACGAAACUUGCACAGGUAGAACAUAUUGAUUUGAUGUCUUCUAGCGAGAGAAAGCUCGACAAGAGCGCCCCGAUCUCACCUCCUCCACUGCGACGGAAUAUCCAAACCGAUACGAGCCCUGGACAACAGCGCUCGGAAACCUCAGAGCAAGUUGCAUCGAGCCUCUCCGCAAUCAGCAAAGCAGAAGCCAAGAUCACAUAUCCCCACGGCGCCUUGCGCAUCACCCGCACUCCUGGUAGAGUAAAUGCCAAGAACUGCAUCAAUCUGAAAGAUGUGGUCCAAGGAAAGAGUCUUGUAUCAGCAUGUGUAUUCUCAUUCUUUAUUGGAGAGGAGGAGUUCUAUAGGCAUUUCCCCUUUACGCAAUUGUCAGAUAAAGUACCUAUCUACAUCGGUCGAGAUGUCAACAUGGAUCCGAUGACCCUGGACGCCUGUGAGCAGGCUGGCGUACCGUUAACCGUACAAGGUGGCAAGCCAGACAAGGUAACAAAGAAAACAAUGCCAAUCAUUGAGCCCAGGCUCCAAAAAUUGUAUUCCAAACGAUAUGGCGUCAACUACCAUGCCUUUUAUGCCUGGUCUUCCGGCUCAUCUCACUCAAAGAUCCUUGUUUUGGUGUAUCCCGACUUUCUCAGAGUGGUCAUCACAUCGUGCAAUAUGAUGGACAUUGACACCGUUCUUGGAGACAAUCAUUGGUACAUCCAUGACCUGCCCAAGCGCAAUGAACGAUCGAAAUCGGCACCAUCCUCCUUUGAAGCCGAGUUAUUGGCCCAUCUUUCUGCACUCAACACUCCCGAAGCUUUUAUUGAGUCUAUUCGAGGAAUGUAUGACUACUCCAAGGUUAAGGUCCACCUUACGACCUCUGUCCCGGGUGUCUGUUCUGGCAUCAAAGCAGAAAAGCAUGGCCUCCUUCGUCUCAGACGCAUCGUCAAUGACCUCAAUCUGGCGCUGCCUGAAAAGGGCAGCGGGAAGAUGAAACUCGAGCUCUGUGCUGCAAGCAUCGGUAGACUUACCGCGAAGUGGCUAAACAACUUCUACGACUGCGCGUUAGGCAAAGAACGACUCACCGUUGGCGAUCAGACCCAGCCUGUCCCAGACAUCAAACUCUUCUACCCAACAGUAGGGGAUGUCAAGAGCGCAGAUUCAUUGUCGCAAGACGCUGCAAGCAAUAUUGGCUGUCACAUUCAUCCAUGGACUGAAGCACCAAAUGCCAUCAAGCGCAUAUUCCAUCACUACCAAUCCAAAGACGCUGGAAAGCUAUUUCAUCAGAAGCUUGUCCUGGCGUACGCUCCCCGAGACGCUAGUGCGGCCCCUUAUUUCGUCUACAUCGGAUCGGCCAACCUGUCUCAAUCUGCUUGGGGAGCACUCGACGUGGAUAAAAAGAAAAACAAGGCCACUUGCGAUACGAAGCUGGUUAAGAUUGCGAACUUUGAAUGUGGUGUGGUUGUCCCUGGUAGUCUCGUGCAGAGCCUAUUGGAAGAAGGAACUACAAGUUGGCAGGAUGGUAUUGUGCCUUUCGAUCAGACCGCAGCACCAUAUAACUUGCCCAAAGAGAAGCCCUGGAAUGAUCCUAGAUGGGUGGUGAACUUCGAUGAGGGCUAUCAAGGCAACUCUUAG